Messenger RNA from Phycodurus eques (leafy seadragon), 1644 nucleotides. RefSeq names its product cathepsin A (gene ctsa). Gene Ontology annotation, molecular function: serine-type carboxypeptidase activity. The coding region runs from base 14 to 1483 and encodes 489 amino acids. Lineage: Eukaryota; Metazoa; Chordata; Actinopteri; Syngnathiformes; Syngnathidae. Gene Ontology annotation, biological process: proteolysis. The record is from RefSeq and is a predicted model, not a curated record. The transcript has 14 exons.
GUGGUCACGUGACAUGCUGACUGCUUUUCUUCUGCUUCCGGAAAAGAACCGCAGACGUCGACACAAGCAGAUGGCGGCGGCGCUGUUGUACUUUCUGUUGGCGGGAACGGCGGCGGCCGCGCCGGCCGACCACGAAGUCUGCAGCCUUCCCGGGUUGUCCAAGCAGCCCGGCUUCAGGCACUACUCGGGAUACUUGAACGUGGAGGACGGGAAGCAUCUGCACUACUGGUUUUCCGAGUCUCAGAAUUCUCCGGCGUCCGACCCGGUGGUGCUGUGGCUCAACGGCGGGCCCGGGUGCAGCUCGCUGGACGGACUGUUGACGGAGCACGGACCCUUCCUGGUGGAGGACGACGGCGUCACGCUGAGACAAAACCAAAACUCCUGGAACAAGAUCGCAAACAUGCUGUACCUGGAGUCCCCAGCAGGGGUGGGCUUCUCCUACUCUGACGACGGCGCCUACGCCACCAACGACUCCGAGGUGUCCAUGCUCAACUACUUGGCCCUAAAGGAGUUCUUCCGGCUUUACCCGGAGCUGAGCGCCAACCAGCUUUUCCUGAUGGGAGAAAGCUACGGCGGGAUUUACGUGCCCACGCUGGCCGAGAGGGUGAUGGAGGACGACGCCCUCAACCUGCAGGGCGUGGCGGUGGGCAACGGGAUGUCCAGCUACGAGCUGAACGACAACUCCCUGGUGUACUUCGCGUACUACCACGGCCUGCUGGGGAGCCGCCUGUGGAGCCGCCUGCAGAAGUCGUGCUGCCGCCACGGCCGCUGCGACUUCCACCGAAACCCCGACGUCGACUGCUCCGCCGCCCUGGCCGACGUUCAGGACGUCGUCUACGGCUCGGGACUCAACGUCUACAACCUGUACGCGCCGUGUCCGGGCGGCGCCCCCCGCAGGUUCAGCGUGGAGCGAGGUCAGCUGGUGGUGCGAGACCUGGGCAACUUCUUCAUCCAUCACGAGUGGACCAAGAUGUGGAAGAAGAAGCUCCGAGGCCUGGCGGGACGCGAGACCCCCGUGCGCCUGGAGCCGCCCUGCACCAACUCCACGCCCGCCACCCGCUUCCUGAACGACCCGCACGUGCGAAGCGCCCUGAACGUCGACGCCCGGGCGCCCGACUGGACCGUCUGCAGCGCCGAGGUGCACCUCAACUACGGCCGGGUCUAUCUGGACGUCAGGAAGCAGUACCUCAAACUUCUGGCCGCGCUGAAGUACCGCGUGCUGGUGUACAACGGCGACGUGGACAUGGCUUGUAACUUCAUGGGCGACGAGUGGUUCGUGGAGUCCUUGAACCAGCAGGUGGAGGUGAGUCGGCGUCCGUGGGUGUACGAGAACGAGGACGGGCGGCAGGUGGGCGGCUUCGUCAAGGAGUUCACCAACUUGGCCUUCCUCACCGUCAAGGGUUCGGGUCACAUGGUGCCGACGGACAAACCUCUGGCGGCGUUCGCCGUCUUCUCCAGAUUCAUCAGCAAGCGACCCUUCUGACCUCCGCGAUCGGCUCCACGGUGACGGGCGCCGCUCCGUGAUUGGCUCUCCGCUACCGUAGUGACGAGCACCGACCGCCCGAUCGAACGACACGUUGCUGCUGAUUUUUAAUUUUUUAUUUUUUAAAGGAAAUGCGCACAUUAAAAGCUUGGUGACAAAUG